AUGACUUCCACGGCGAUUGAUGGAGAGCGGGAUCGCGCGAUGCUGUUUCCAGACUACUACUUCUUUGCAGAAAGACGUUUGGUAAAUCAUACUGUUGAAGAGAAACGCGUCAAGAAUUUGGAUGACUGUGAGCUUUUAUGCUACCUAAACGAAAACUGCGUCAGUCUUAACUUCAAAAAAGAUCCAGAUGAUAAUCUUGAGAAUAAUAGUCUAGGACACAGUUGUGAGCUAAAUAACGCCAAUCAUCUGGAGUAUGAUGGUGAUCUGAAAACUGAUGCUGUUUUUUACUAUCGGGGCUCGAAGAACGCUUGCAGUAACAAUUCCAUGUGCCAAAAUAAUGCAACUUGUCAGUCUGGCUUCACAUUUAAGGGAUAUCGAUGCUUGUGCCCUCUUGGAUUCGAGGGAGAACGUUGUGAAAAAGAUACAGACGAGUGCAAAACAACUCCUCAAAAAUGCCACGUUAACGCUGCGUGUAAUAACACACACGGAUCAUACGUGUGCACAUGCAAGCCUGGAUAUGUCGGAGAUGGACGGGAUUGUACAGAUAUUGACGAAUGCAACGAAACCUAUGCAGUUAAAAGGAACAAAUGCCAUCUGAAUGCCUCUUGUAUUAAUACGCAGGGCUCAUACAAUUGCUCUUGUAACCCUAAUUACGUCGGUGAUGGUUUUAAUUGUGAAGCUGAUCCGUGUUAUAAUUACAAAAGCCUGAGCGAUGCCGAUAGAAAGAGCAAUCACCAAACACCCAAGUAUCAAGAGGUGUGCGACAAUUCACUCCCUGAGGGAUGGUAUCGUUUUGUGGGAGCUGCAGGAACAAAAAUGCCAACAACGCGUGUGCCAGCAUACAGAUGUGGAACAAACUGGUCGGGCUGGUUAAUGACUGCUCAUCCUACAUUGGAAGAUGGUGAAGUUCUCCGGACGGUUUGCUUCAGUGAUCGCUCUACUGGUUGCAAAUACUCAAACGGGAUUUCUGUUAAAAACUGUGGAUCCUACUUCAUCUACGAGUUUUUUAAACCACCUGGUUGUGAUUCGCGCUACUGUUCUACAGACUGA
This is a messenger RNA of Pocillopora damicornis (cauliflower coral), 1050 nucleotides long. Its product is annotated as uromodulin. Gene Ontology annotation, molecular function: calcium ion binding; heparin binding. NCBI's taxonomy places the organism in Eukaryota, Metazoa, Cnidaria, Anthozoa, Scleractinia, Pocilloporidae. The record is from RefSeq and is a predicted model, not a curated record.